AUGGGUAAACCAACGUAUACUAUUGAUAGAGAAUGCGAAGAGUUAGCCAGCCCUAGCUUCGGACGGGUUACCUUGAGAGGGUUGUUGUUUAGUGAUAAGGCGAAUUAUACUUGCGAACUCGGCUAUACCCUGGUGGGACCUAAGCAGAGGACAUGCCAAGCUGAUGGCACCUGGUCAGGAAACACGCCUACCUGUAAACAGAGCAGUUUUUGCACUAAACCUCCAGUGAUUGGAAAUGCCCGUCAUAAUGCUCGUCCUGAGCAAAAUGCUUUCGAUGUGGACGAGACGAUUCAAUACCAGUGUGCGACUGGUUACGUCACCAAUGGUUUCCCUGCAGCCAAAUGCCUGGCAGUGGAAGGAACUGCUUCUUGGUUCGGGCCGGAUAUAUCGUGCGAGCCCAGAACAUGCGGUACACCCCAUGAAAUCUCCAACGGCUGGCACACCGGCGACUGUUUCACGUUCAACUGUCGAGUCAACUACCACUGCGAAGAAGGAUACGAACUGGUAGGCAGACCAGAGCGAACAUGUCAAUCAGACGGCCUCUGGACUCCCAAAGAAUUACCGUCUUGCGUGCCCGUACAGUGCCCCACACCUGAAAAUCCGCUAUUUGGGACGGCGAUAUUUACCUCGACGUCGUAUAAUUCGGUUGUAUCGUACGAAUGCAAGUACGGAUAUAUGCUGGUCGGAGAACGGACUCGAAGAUGCGGAGCUGAUAAGAAAUGGACGGCGGCUACUCCUAAAUGCCAAGGUAUCCACGUCGAUGCGACGCAAUGGAAAAGUUUAUGCAGUAUAAUUUGUUAA
Messenger RNA from Planococcus citri (citrus mealybug), 801 nucleotides. Its product is annotated as protein lev-9-like. Bases 1 to 801 code for a protein of 266 amino acids. NCBI's taxonomy places the organism in Eukaryota, Metazoa, Arthropoda, Insecta, Hemiptera, Pseudococcidae. The transcript has 6 exons. The record is from RefSeq and is a predicted model, not a curated record.